Choloepus didactylus (southern two-toed sloth) is the source of this 627-nucleotide messenger RNA. RefSeq names its product ubiquitin-conjugating enzyme E2 N-like. Lineage: Eukaryota; Metazoa; Chordata; Mammalia; Pilosa; Megalonychidae. The record is from RefSeq and is a predicted model, not a curated record. Bases 1 to 627 code for a protein of 208 amino acids. The transcript has 2 exons.
AUGGCGAGGCUGCCCCGCAGGAUUAUCAAGGAAACUCAGCAUUUGCUGGCAGAACCAGUUUCCAGUAUUAAAGCAGAACCAGAUGAAAGCAAUGCCCGUAAUUUUCAUGUGGUCAUUGCUGGCCCCCAGGAUUCCCCCUCUGAGGGAGGGACUUUUAAACUUGAACUAUUCCUUCCAGAAGAAUACCCAAUGGCAGCCCCUAAAGUAUGUUUCAUGACCAAAAUAUAUCCCCCUAAUGUAGACAAGUUGGGAAGAAUAUGUUUAGAUAUUUUGAAAGAUAAGUUGUCCCCAACACUGCAGAUCUGCGCAGUUCUGCUAUCGAUCCAGGCUUGGUUAAGUGCUCCCAAUCCAGAUGAUCCAUUAGCAAAUGAUGUAGUGGAGCAGUGGAAGACCAACAAAGCCCAAGCCAUAGAAACAGCUAGGGCAUGGACUAGGCUAUAUGCCAUGAAUAAUAAUGAAAUCGAUCUGAUCAUGAACACCACACCCGACAUUGAGCCAGUCACCAAGACCCGUGAUGCUACCUCCCAACAUCUCUCAAAUAUAUCCACUUCUCCCCACUUUUACUACCACCAGCCUAGUCCGGGCCACUGUCAUCUCUUACCUGGAUCACAACUGCCUCCUAACUGA